CUUGAUCUGUUUCCUAUGUUCUGUGCAUGAUACCCGGCGAUUCAUCGUCACCAGUUAUUGCUUUGAUGACUCAGAGUUGAAGCGGUAUCGUUCUUGUUCCUGCGCUCACAUCCUGCACCUCGCCGCCCGCUGAUCUGGCGCAUCCUGUAGACAUGGAUCCCAACUACAGCAUGGACGUGGAUGACCUCUUUGGUGACUCAGAACAUGUCAGCCUCCAGAAUAUCACCACAGUGCCACCCAUCAAAGGGCUUGCGAGGAGAGUUGACGAGCUCGGUGCUAGUGGGUGUUGCCAGAAAAUCACCUGGUCCAAGAAUGGUUGCGUGGCCUACAUCACCCCGGACGGCGCUGCUGUUCAUCUCAAAGUCUUCUCCAGAGACAUCGAAACUGGGAAGUGGGAUCUCGGCAAAGACGUAACCUUGGAUAUCCCACAAGGCCACGAGCACUCUCCGUUUGUCCACUUGUCUUGGAGCCACCUAGGAAACGACCUUGUAGUUAUCGACGCCGCAGGCCGGGUGUUGAACUUCUCUUGCGCAAUGGCUUUGGACAGAAUGCCAUACUUCAAGGCCGAGCUUGCACAUCCAGAAGCAGAGACAGAUGGAGUAGCCGGUUUGCACUGGCUGGCUAUAUACCCAUAUGAACAGAAGAACCACAUCGCAUGGUCGGCUGAAAGAGAUGGAGAGAAGUGGAAAUGGAACAUUCGCUCGCAUGUGUUCCAUGACGCACAUCAUCCUAUCCCCAGCAAAGCUUCUCUCAUAUAUCUAAAGAGACACGGAGAGCUAGUUCUACGAUUUCAGCAGAACGACAACGCUUGGCAAGAAACGUCGGCCCAGCUUGGACCGAUGAUCUCUACCCAGGAGUCCUUCACGCACGCCGCGUUCGCAUCCAAUGACGACGACACGCUCUUUAUGGCAGUAUACGAUGUUAAGCGACGACUGCAUCUCUACAGGAUAGAGACAGCGUGGCAGGUCCCACAAGAGAAGCAAAGCCAGAACGCUGGACAUUUUGACAGGCCUAGUCUUCAAGUCUCGCUCAUCGCCACUGAAGAGGACUGUGGUCCUCUAAACAUGAUCACCGGCGAAAUAGAUGGUGGUACUGAUCCAAGAGGAACAGCGCCUGCGCAGCUUACGCACCUAAGCUUCCUGCCAGUGACGCCUGAUUUGAGCGAUGCCUCGCUACCCACAAUACAGGCCAUCUACUGCAGACCGCCAAAUCUCGUCUCUGUGGAUCACAUGCAGCCGCACGAGACCCCGCACAGCGUGAUAGUCAAGUGGGAGGUGCAUCAGUUACAGCAGAACCAACUACACCCAAGCCUUGAUCAAGUCACAUCCAAGAAGAAGGCAAUCGGCUCUGUUACAGCACGCACCAUCUUCCAGCUCAAGCGGGCUGCAGACUUCUCCAUGCACACGGUUGUUUUGUCGUGCGUCCCUGUGUGGUAUCACAUGCUCCUCGCCUUCCACUACAGCGACGGCACGAUCGAAUUCCGGAAGCGGUCGACGAUGGAGACUCUGCUCAACGAUGGCAACACGGAUACCGUCACAUCUCUCUACCAGGCAGGUUUUGCCUUCGCCCAAGGCGACCCAUCUCUCCACAUGGCCCUCUCCCCGAACUUCUGCAUAUCAGCCUGCAUGCAGCAAGACUCGACUAUCAAGCUACGCUCACUUGAAUACCACCGUGGCACCCUCCCCAUCACCGACUCCGACCCACGCAACUCGGCCGCCCUCGCAGCUCUGAUCCUCCAAUCCGCAUCCUCCGCAAACCAGUACUUCUCCAGCGACGACAUCUUCAGCAUCAUGCCUGCCCUCAACCCCGCGCUCACUCGCUCCUUCACGAUCCUACUGUUCGAGGCGCUCCAAGUGAACAUCGACUGCGGCAUCGACGACAUGAACAACAACUACCUGAUGCUCCUGGGCCGUUCACCUUUCUUCGUCAAAACGCUCUCCGCGAUACACUUACUCGGCCUCAAAUCUCCCACCGACCGCGACCUGAGCUCAAAGAUGGCCUGGAUCGUGUUGAACAUCAAAUACGUCACCCAGGUCCUGACCUCCAUCACACGCAUGCACGGACACAUAGACAAGACCCUCUUACGCCCCGAGGUGGUACCGCAGUUCAUUGGGAUAUGUCGCUGGAUCAUGCACUUCAUCGCAUACUUGACCGACUCUCUCUUCAGCCUCGGGCGCCUCGUAGACUCCCUCCCGACCCCUCUCACCGCAUCCUCGCUCUCAGACCUGUUCGAGGCCGAGAACAACCCCGCCGUCCUACUCCUCCUCAGCGCCUUCCCGCGGCACAUGAUGAAGCUCUGGUCGCAGCCGCUCGCCUGGGUGAAGCGGUCCGCAGAUAACUUCACCAACGCCGCCGCGCCCGUGCAGGCCCCUGAGGUGCGUAAACUGUACGCCCCGCUCGCCGCCGCGCUGUCGGAAAUCCCCUUCGACUGGCGCUGGUUCGAGCGUCUCGUCGGUGAAACACACGACGCGGCCCGCGCCCUCUGCAAGAAGAGCAAUCUGUCCGACGCCGCCCGCAACACCAUCGAGCGCGACCUGCUCAUGGGCAGACUGCCCGCCCUGUACGCCCCGCUGGCGACCCAGCUGCUGACGAGCAAGCUCUGGGAUUCGGAGACCGCGGGAGGCUGUCUGGCGGAUAAGCUCGAUGCCGGGCGGUUGAUGUUCUUCGACACGACGUGGUUGGGCUUCUCGCGCUCGCGGCGCGGCGCCGAGUGGCACGCCACGCAUGUCGUGGAUGUGUGUCAGAAGAUGGUCAUCCGUGGCCGCGGCACGGUCGUGCAUCCUGUUACGAGCGCGACGGUGGGACGCGUGAGGAGUGAUAGCUCGGUCAGUGUCGGUGGGGGGAAGGAUGGGGGGAGCAAGCAGCUCAGGCGCUGUGUCAGGUGUGGCAGCUAUAUGGAGGAUGUGACGGUGAAUCAGGUCGGGUAUGCGGCGCAUCACGUCAACUGGCUGAUGGGGAUUGCGAAGCAUUGCGUUUGCGGGAACAGUUGGAUGUUGGCGCCGGAGAAGGCGAGGGCGAGGUAGAUAUACACAUGAGAUAGCAGAAGUAGAAUGCACGUUUGCCGCAAAGACAGUGUAUAUAGAGUAGA
Molecule: messenger RNA, 3088 nt
Organism: Didymella exigua CBS 183.55
Lineage: Eukaryota; Fungi; Ascomycota; Dothideomycetes; Pleosporales; Didymellaceae
Exons: 4
Coding region: 153-3023 (956 amino acids)
Biological process (GO): positive regulation of DNA-templated transcription
Cellular component (GO): mediator complex
Source: RefSeq, a predicted model, not a curated record